This is a messenger RNA of Rasamsonia emersonii CBS 393.64, 312 nucleotides long. RefSeq lists its product as uncharacterized. Lineage: Eukaryota; Fungi; Ascomycota; Eurotiomycetes; Eurotiales; Trichocomaceae. The record is from RefSeq and is a predicted model, not a curated record. The transcript has a single exon. The annotation marks the transcript as partial.
UAUGCCAGUAGUAUAUAUAUACUAUACAUGCUGCUUCGCACUCAUGGCCAUCAUCCCCUCAGUCGACUUGUUGUAAUCGUCAUAGGUGACAGUGACCUCCUGCGUCUGGUAGAUGGUGGUAUUGUUGGCGCGGCUCUCGCGCAGGAUGCUGCGGCCAUCGCUGCUGUUGUCAUUGUCGUGGUCGUCGUUCUUGGGCGUGUGCUUGAUGACCGUCUUGGACGCGCCCAUGGGAUUCAUGCUGUAGUUGUACGUCGGGUCCUCUUCGUCACCGCCAUCCCUGCCCGUCAGCUUGACGCUGCGCUUGGUGUAUGA